Molecule: messenger RNA, 420 nt
Organism: Gopherus flavomarginatus (Mexican gopher tortoise)
Lineage: Eukaryota; Metazoa; Chordata; Testudines; Testudinidae
Product: phospholipase A and acyltransferase 3-like
Exons: 4
Coding region: 1-420 (139 amino acids)
Biological process (GO): N-acylphosphatidylethanolamine metabolic process
Cellular component (GO): cytoplasm
Molecular function (GO): glycerophospholipid phospholipase A1 activity; A2-type glycerophospholipase activity
Source: RefSeq, a predicted model, not a curated record
AUGCCACUUGAAGGGUGGAAACCCGAGGCCGGAGACCUGAUUGAGAUUGACCGAGGGUUUUACAAGCACUGGAGUGUCUAUGUGGGAGAUGAUGACAUUGUCCAUAUAACAGGUCUGACUGGAAUGCCUGACCGGGGCUUUGCUAGCUCUAGCAAUGGCAAGGCGAUAGUGAAGAGCGAGCCCCUCGAAUGUGUUGUAGGGAACUGCAACUAUCGGGUCAACAACAAGUAUGACGGAACCCGGCAGGUUUAUCCGGUGCCCGAAAUCAUAGUCCGGGCAAACAACAAGGUUGGGAAGACGUGGACAUAUCAUGACUUUGCUAAGAACCGUGAACACUUUGCUAAUGAGAUUCGCUACAACAAAGCAAGAAGUGACCAAGCAGGUCCACGUGCUGAUGCCAAGCAAGGCAAACAGGGCUGA